Candoia aspera is the source of this 1502-nucleotide messenger RNA. It is a transcript of the gene CIMIP4, whose product is annotated as ciliary microtubule inner protein 4. Bases 345 to 1430 code for a protein of 361 amino acids. NCBI's taxonomy places the organism in Eukaryota, Metazoa, Chordata, Lepidosauria, Squamata, Candoiidae. The record is from RefSeq and is a predicted model, not a curated record. The transcript is spliced from 7 exons.
UAAAAAGUAUCUUUAAUUCACAUGACAAUGUUAUAUUCAUUCAGACUUACUACUGGGAAGUGUUCCUAUUGAUACCAUUGAACUAAGCAUGCAUAGCCAAAAGUGCAACCUAACCCAACUGCCUUCUCUGUCGGUCUCCAGUUGGUUUUCCUCCCUCAGUCCCCCUCCUGCCAGGAGAAAAAAUUUAAUCAAGAUCAGCCAUUAAAGAUAGAACUCAUUCCUCCUGUGUUAUUCUCUUCAUUAACACCACUUCUUGUCUCCAAACUAUUUUAACAGCCAAAAAGACAGACUUGGCAAGGACCUGCUUGAUUCAUGAGAACUCCACUGGCACCUCAGUUGAAACCAUGGCAGAGGUGCCCAUGGACACGGCCUUCCAAAUGCCUGCCACCACAUAUCAUGUAACCAGAAUGGCCUAUCGUCCAGCAGAUAAGCCUGGAUAUGGAAACAAGGAGCAGGUCACAUACAACAUGGCUGGGGUGCCAUCCAACAAAACACCUCCCUCAAGGAGCUCCAGUAUGAACUCUUGGGACAUCUCCAAGAGUUCAGAAGAGGGUAAAACAAGAGAUGAACCCCUAGUUAUACGUCAAGCACCUCCUUCUGCACAGCACUUCCCAGCAAAAAGCCACAAUAAACAGAGCCACAGUUCCAAAACUCCCUCUGUCCAAUAUAUUCAGCAUGGAUCAUCUAAAAUAUCUGUUGGGAGAAGGGAUAACUUAGACAGCACAACUUCUAUGGGGAAUCACCAGGACAGAAGGCCUGCAAGUUCCCAAGAACUUGCUAAGUCUACCCAAGAAGCAGAAGCCAACUUUUUUAAUUCAGAUGAAUCAACAGGCAGGCUAUAUCAAUCUGUAGGGACUGAGUUGCUCCGCUCCCCCCCAAAAAAUAUAAAGAGUAGCUGUGAAGACAUCAAAGAAGCCAAGACUGUUCUGAGUGCCAAAGACUCCUUGGCAUCAAGUACACAAGAAGUUAAAGCUGAAGGGAAGCCCCUUCAGGAAAAGAAAAGCAAUCUAGUGCCUGCUAAUAUCAAAGCCAAAUAUGGCACCACAGCAGUGGAGAAGUUGAUAUCAGAGGAGCAGGCACGGCGUGCUCUUUGUGAAGCUGGACUGAUCCAAGGACAGAAAAGACUCAGUGACUGGCCAUUCAAACCCCUUGAGAAUCCCAUGGCAACUUCACCUUAUGCUGAUUAUUAUGAACUGGGUUAUAAUCUGAGGUCCAACAUUUUCCAAGGAGGACCAUUAGAAGCCAAAAGCUUAAUGAAGGAUUCUUAUACUCCUGAUGUAAUAAAGAGGGCAGUGCGGGACCCCAAACGUUGGCAUGGAAGGAAGACUGAUGAUCUAGGGAGAUGGUUCCAGAAAAAUGCCCUAAAUCUUAACCUGCAGAAAGCUUUGGAGCAAAAAUACGGGGAGAAGAACAAAGGUGGCAAAUCCUAAAAAGGCAUAAAAGAGGCAUAUGAGCCCUUAUCUGCCUCUCCCUAGCAGUGAAAUAAAUCUCAUUGCAAUCUA